UAGGCCAAUGAAGUGACCCAUCGCCCUCGGCCCGCCUCGUCCCGGUGCCGACCCCGCAGCGACACGGAGCGCCCCGGCACCCUGCCUCCCCGCCGGCCGCGAUGCCGAACGUGCAGCUGCCGCCCAAGGAGAGUAAUCUCUUCAAACGUAUCUUGAAGUGUUAUGAACAGAAGCAGUACAAAAAUGGCCUCAAGUUUUGCAAGAUGAUUCUUUCGAACCCAAAAUUUGCUGAACAUGGAGAAACUUUGGCUAUGAAAGGAUUAACAUUGAACUGUUUAGGAAGGAAAGAAGAAGCGUAUGAAUUUGUUCGUAAAGGAUUGCGCAAUGAUGUCAAGAGUCAUGUCUGUUGGCAUGUGUAUGGACUCUUGCAGCGUUCUGAUAAGAAAUAUGAUGAAGCUAUUAAGUGUUACCGAAAUGCCCUCAAAUUAGAUAAAGACAAUCUGCAAAUUCUAAGGGAUCUCUCUCUGUUGCAGAUCCAAAUGAGAGACCUUGAAGGUUACCGAGAGACAAGAUAUCAACUUCUUCAGUUGCGCCCAACACAACGUGCUUCCUGGAUUGGCUAUGCUAUUGCAUACCAUUUACUGAAAGAUUAUGAUAUGGCACUAAAACUCUUGGAAGAAUUUAGACAAACUCAGCAAGUUCCUCCCAACAAAAUAGACUAUGAAUAUAGUGAACUUAUAUUGUACCAGAAUCAAGUGAUGAGAGAGGCAGAUCUAUUUCAGGAAUCCUUGGAACAUAUAGAAACAUACGAGAAACAAAUAUGUGAUAAACUUUUGGUGGAAGAAAUUAAAGGGGAAAUGCUGUUGAAAUUGGGACGAUUAAAAGAAGCCAGUGAAGUAUUCAAAAACUUGAUUGAUCGGAAUGCAGAAAACUGGUGUUAUUAUGAAGGCUUGGAAAAAGCGCUACAACUUAGUUCCUUAGGACCUUUUCUCCCCCAUGGCACUUUAGAAGAGAGGCUUCAAAUUUAUGAAGAAAUUAGUAAGCAGCAUCCCAGAGCAAUUUCACCUAGAAGAUUACCUUUGAAUCUUGUCCCAGGUGAAAAAUUUAGAGAACUAAUGGAUAAGUUCCUGAGGGUUAACUUCAGUAAAGGCUGCCCACCUUUGUUUACUACUUUGAAAUCUUUAUAUUACAAUACAGAAAAGGUUUCAAUAAUUGAAGAACUUGUUACUAAUUAUGAAGCCUCUCUUAAAACAUGUGACUUUUUUAGCCCUUAUGAAUGGAGACCAAUUAUUGUGCCUUGGAUGGCGAUUUACAAGCUUUUAAGACCCCUGGGACUACUCAUCAAAGUAGGAGGUAGAAGAGAGGUACUAAAAAUGUUAUUCGGCCGAUUCACUGGAAUGUCCCAUGAAGCCAUGACCCUAAACCUCCAAACCAAGAAACCAAAUCCCAUGAGACUUUUGGUUGUAGAGAAUGGGGAGAAGGAACCCCCAACAACUCUACUCUGGGUUCGCUAUUUCCUGGCACAGCACUUUGAUAAGCUUGGACAGUAUUCUUUGGCUUUGGAUUAUAUUAAUGCUGCAAUUGCUAGUACUCCAACUCUAAUAGAGUUAUUCUAUAUGAAAGCAAGAAUUUACAAGCAUAUAGGUAAUCUCAAAGAAGCCGCAAAGUGGAUGGAUGAAGCACAGUCUCUGGACACAGCUGAUAGAUUCAUCAAUUCUAAAUGUGCAAAAUAUAUGCUUCGAGCAAAUAUGGUAAAAGAAGCAGAGGAAAUGUGCUCCAAGUUCACAAGGGAAGGAACAUCUGCCAUGGAAAAUCUAAAUGAAAUGCAGUGUAUGUGGUUUCAGACAGAAUGUAUUUCAGCUUAUCAACGUUUGGGGAAAUACGGGGAUGCCUUGAAAAAAUGCCAUGAAGUAGAAAGGCAUUUUUUUGAGAUAACUGAUGACCAAUUUGACUUCCAUACAUACUGCAUGAGAAAGAUGACCCUUCGUGCCUACGUUGACCUUUUGAGAUUAGAAGAUAUACUCAGAAGACAUGCCUUCUAUUUCAAGGCUGCUAGAUCAGCAAUUGAAAUAUACUUGAAAUUGUAUGAUAAUCCUUUAACCAGCGAAAACAAACAACAAGAAAUAAACUCAGAAAACCUGUCUGCCAAAGAAUUGAAGAAAAUGCUUAGCAAGCAGAGAAGAGCUCAGAAAAAGGCUAAAUUAGAAGAAGAGAGAAAGCAUGCAGAAAGGGAACGUCAACAGAAAAAUCAAAAGAAAAAAAGAGAGGAAGAAGAGGAAGAAGCCAGUGGUCUCAAGGAAGAACUUAUACCUGAAAGAUUAGAAAGGGUAGAAAAUCCCCUAGAAGAGGCAAUCAAGUUCCUUAUACCUCUUAAGAACCUUGUUGCUGAUAACAUUGACACUCAUCUAUUAGCAUUUGAAAUAUAUUUUAGAAAAGGAAAGUUUCUGUUGAUGCUGCAAUCUGUCAAACGAGCUUUUGCCAUAAACAGUAAUAACCCAUGGUUACAUGAAUGUUUAAUUAAAUUUUCUAAAUCUGUGUCUAAUCAUAGUAAUCUUCCAGACAUUGUAAGCAAAGUUCUCUCUCAAGAAAUGCAGAAAAUAUUUUUCAACAAGGAUUUGGAAAGUUUUAAUGAGGAUUUUCUCAAACAUAAUGCUACCUCUCUUCAGCAUCUACUUUCAGGUGCUAAAAUGAUGUAUUUUAUGGACAAGUCAAGGCAAGAGAAAGCAAUUGCUAUUGCCACUAGACUGGAUGAAACUGUAAAAGAUAAAAAUGUAAAGAUUUUAAUAAAGGUUUCUGAGGCACUGCUUGAUGGUAGCUUUGGGAGUUGUAAUUCCCAGUAUGAAGAAUACAGAACAGCCUGCCAUAAACUCUUUCCUUUCACGUCUGCUUUCCUGCCUGCCGUGCACGAAGGCGACAGUCACAGUGCAGCACUAAACCACACAGCUAUUAACUACGAUGUUUUGGCAAAUGAAAUGUGAAUUCUCUUAAACAGUCUCCUCUAGACUCAAGGCUGAAUUCAAGUCAGGGUUUCUAUUCCAGGGUGCAUUCUAAUAUAGAUAGGAAAUGAAAUAUUUGGGUAGAAUUUUUAAAUGCAGUAUUCUGUAAGCUUGUUUUAUGCUUUAUCUGACUUUGCCGAUUUACAUAAACAUCUGUUAAAAUUACCUGUUUAUAUUUGUACAAUUUUUCUUAAACUUCCAAAUUAUUAGCAUUGUAGUAGGUGCUGUCACUUCUAUAAAUGUGAUGAUUUCUUAUUAAGCUAAGUUAUAUACAGUGCCACAAUAUUAUUUUCUUUAAAUCCUGGUUUCAGGGUUUAUGAUUUGAUCCCUUGUCUUACUGGUUUGUUUUAUUGCUGUUUAGUUGCUUGCUUUUUAAUUAAAGUACAUUAGUUUUAAGGUGUUAACAAUAUGGAACCCAUCUUGACAGAUACAGAGGUUUAUUUAAAAUUUAAUUUGCCUUUUUUUACCUUAAUUUUUCAUAAUUUACCAUUUCCUUGUAAUAUCCAUAAAAAUGACACCUUCUGGUUGAAUAAGGGUACUCCAAGUUUUAUGUAGAUAAUUCAAAAUGGGGGGACUGGUUUACUUCUCAAUCAUGGAACUUCACUGGUAAAGUUACUGCAUAUCUCUAAACAGUCUUGAAGACUCACAGGCAAGAAUUAUGCUUUCUUGACUAAAUUGCUUUGAGUGUUAGCAGGUAGUUUAUAUCUGAGGGAUGUGCUUCAAGGCAGCAGAAUAGUAGAAUAUAAAUUAUAAUGAAACGUCUGACAGCCAUGCAUUAACUAUUAAAUGCAUUUUUAUAUCCCUCAGCAAAAUGAGAGUUUAAACUGUUUAAGUACUAAAACAUAGUAUUGUUGAACAAUGAUUUUUUGGGGGGAUAGCUUUUUGUUCUGUCUUGUACAGAAAACAGUAAUGGAAUCAUUCAGUUUGUGUUUCUUUCAGAACUGUGUAAAUAUGUCUGUAACAUUAAUGCUUCCCUUUAUGACAACUAUAAAUUCAAAAAGGGAGAUUCUAUUUAGACAAAAAAUUCUAAUUAAAAUGAUUUUCCUUCACCCUAAUCUAUUUAGAUUCAUAAUUGUUGAGAGAAACCUCACUGUAAAAAAUGCCAACCUAUGUAAUGAUGUAAUAAAUUAUUUUGUACACAGUUGCUUAUUGUAUUUGUGUCUUGUUUCGUGCUUAUCAAAGCAUUUUUGCAAAAUGUUUUUUCUUUGGGGGAAUAAAAGCCUGAACAUCUUAAUAUUUUAAAGUUUAUUAAAAAAUGUAAUUCUCAUAACCACAUGCCAGAUAUAUUCUGGUGCCACAGUGCCUUGGCUUCUUCUUAAUGUUUUAAUGAUUUUAGAUAUAGCCAACUUUGUCACUAAAUAUCCUGGUAAAUACAUAAUUCAUCAUGUUACUUUCAGCAAGAUGCUGUUAGCAUAAAAGGUGCCUGUUCCACAUAAUGAAUGUGGAAAUUGUGCUUUCAGCAGCAGCCUUUUUAAAAGUAUUGCAUUAGGAUCAUUUAGAGUUUCUGAGCAUUAUGGGAUGGAUACAGUUGAGAUGCGAGGAGUUAGAUUCAAGGUACAGAAUAGAAGAUGUGGAAUGGAGGGUAACUGGUGA
Messenger RNA from Trichechus manatus latirostris (Florida manatee), 4529 nucleotides. It is a transcript of the gene NAA16, whose product is annotated as N-alpha-acetyltransferase 16, NatA auxiliary subunit. Gene Ontology annotation, cellular component: NatA complex; cytoplasm. The record is from RefSeq and is a predicted model, not a curated record. NCBI's taxonomy places the organism in Eukaryota, Metazoa, Chordata, Mammalia, Sirenia, Trichechidae. Gene Ontology annotation, molecular function: protein binding. Bases 102 to 2918 code for a protein of 938 amino acids. The transcript is spliced from 22 exons. Gene Ontology annotation, biological process: N-terminal peptidyl-methionine acetylation.